This is a messenger RNA of Acomys russatus (golden spiny mouse), 935 nucleotides long. RefSeq names its product zinc finger protein 431-like. Gene Ontology annotation, cellular component: nucleus. Gene Ontology annotation, molecular function: DNA-binding transcription factor activity, RNA polymerase II-specific; RNA polymerase II cis-regulatory region sequence-specific DNA binding. The transcript has 2 exons. Lineage: Eukaryota; Metazoa; Chordata; Mammalia; Rodentia; Muridae. The record is from RefSeq and is a predicted model, not a curated record. The coding region runs from base 1 to 918 and encodes 305 amino acids. Gene Ontology annotation, biological process: regulation of transcription by RNA polymerase II.
AUGGCCGAUGACCAUCAAAGUUCUCUUCAAAUUCAUGAGAAAAUUCAUCCUGGAAAGAAACGUUAUGAAUGUCAACAAUGUGGAAAAGUCUUUGCGCAGCACAGAUAUCUUCAAAUGCAUGAAGUAAUUCAUACAGGAGAGAAACCUUAUGAAUGUAAUCAAUGUGGUAAAGCCUUUGCCUGGUACAGGUCUCUUCAAAUGCAUAAAAAUAUUCAUACAGAAGAGAAACCUUAUGAAUGUAAUCAAUGUGGUAAACUCUUUGCACAGCACAGAUAUCUUCAACUGCAUAAAAGAAUUCAUACAGGAGAGAAACCUUAUGAAUGUAGUCAGUGUGGUAAAGCCUUUGCAUGGCAUGGGAGUCUUCAAAGGCAUGAAAGAAUUCAUACAGGAGAGAAACCUUAUGAAUGUAAUCAAUGUGCUAAAGCCUUUGCAGGGCUCAGGAAUCUUCAAAUGCAUAAGAGAAUUCAUACAGGAGAGAAACCUUAUGAAUGUAAUCAAUGUGGUAAAGCCUUUGCACGGCACAGUUAUCUUCAAAUGCAUGAGAGAAUUCAUACAGGAGAGAAACCUUAUGAAUGUAAUCAAUGUGGUAAAGCCUUUGCACUGUACAGAUAUCUUCAAAGCCAUGAGAGAAUUCAUACAGGAGAGAAACCUUAUGAAUGUAAUCAAUGUGGUAAAGCCUUUGCAUGGCAGCAUUAUCUUCAAAUGCAUGAAAGAAUUCAUACAGGAGUGAAACCUUAUGAAUGUAGUCUAUGUGGUAAAGCCUUUGCAUAUCACAAUUUUCUUCAGAGCCAUGAAGGAAUUCAUACAGGACAGAAAAUUCCUGAAUAUAAUGUCUGUGGUAAAGCCUUUGAAUGUCAUGGUCAUCUUCAAAGGCACGAAAGAAUUCACACUGGAGAGAAUCUUUAUGAAUGUAUUUAAUAUUUUGUAGUCUUUAC